Molecule: messenger RNA, 831 nt
Organism: Verticillium nonalfalfae
Lineage: Eukaryota; Fungi; Ascomycota; Sordariomycetes; Glomerellales; Plectosphaerellaceae
Exons: 1
Coding region: 1-831 (276 amino acids)
Source: RefSeq, a predicted model, not a curated record
AUGCGCUACUCCCUUACUCUCAUCGCCUUUGCCGUCACGGCCCUCGCCCUCCCCACCGCCAAGCCCGCCGACGACGGCUCAUGGGCUCCGGGCAAAUACGAGGGCCCCGGCACCCCCUACGAUGAUGGAAAGUGGUACCCUGGAAAAUACCCCGGUGCUAAGGAGAAGCGCGCCGACGACGGAUCCUGGGCGCCCGGAAAGUACGAGGGCGCCGGUACACCUUACGACGACGGCAAGUGGUAUCCCGGCAAAUACCCUGGCGCCAAGGAGAAGCGGGCCGAUGAUGGCAAGUGGGCUCCGGGCAAGUACGAGGGUGCCGGUACCCCCUAUGACGAUGGAAAGUGGUACCCCGGAAAGUAUCCUGGUGCCAAGGCAAAGCGUGCCGACGAUGGCAAGUGGGCUCCGGGCAAGUACGAAGGCGCUGGCACUCCUUAUGAUGACGGCAAGUGGUACCCUGGAAAAUACCCUGGCGCCAAGGAGAAGCGCGCCGAUGAUGGCAAGUGGGCGCCUGGCAAGUAUGAAGGCGCCGGCACCCCCUACGAUGAUGGAAAGUGGUACCCUGGAAAAUACCCCGGUGCUAAGGAGAAGAGGGCGGAUGACGGCAAGUGGGCGCCUGGCAAGUACGAGGGCGCCGGUACUCCCUACGAUGAUGGCAAGUGGUACCCUGGCAAGUACCCCGGUGCUAAGGAGAAGAGGGAGGAUGAUGGCAGCUGGUAUCCUGGCAAGUACGAGGGCGCCGGUACUCCCUACGAUGAUGGCAAGUGGCACGAGGGCAAGUACGAGGGCAAGGGAACCCCCUAUGAUGAUGGCAAGUGGCACCCUGAGCAGUGA